GGCAGCAGCAAGCCAUAAAGGACGAGAUCCGCUAGCCAAACGACACUCGUCGUCGUCGUCGCAUCUCCCAUUGCAUUCCACGCACACACACACACCGACAGAGGCAGGGGUAACCGGGUCGACAGGGGGACGACAACAGUGGCUCCUCCUCCCAUCUCUCACACCGGACCCGACCCGACGCACUCGGCAUCGCCAUGAUCCUCUUCAAGUCGCCGCGCUUCACGCGGCUGUACUGCACCUUCUUCCUCCUCCUCGUCCUGGUACUCACGCUCGUCGGCUCGCGAAUCGACCCAGCACGCAAGCGUACCGGCGGCGCAUUGCGCGUCGUCGCUGACCGCGUCGCGCAGCUGUCCUCGCGGCCGUGGUCGCGCGUUGGGGCGGGCGACACGGCGGAAGAGGCACACCGGCGCGCGUGGGAGCUUGCCCGCGCAACACAGUACGCGGGUACCGGCGCGCGCGUGCAGCGUUUCCUCGAGAAGGCGUUGCGCGGGGAGCCGUUCACCGUCGCUGCCAUCGGCGGCUCUGUGUCGAAAGGCCGUGGCCUCACGCCGCCGAAGAGUGCCCAGCCCGAGCCGGAAGGCGAGAUCCACGGCGCGACAACGCUCUACUCGCGCGAAAACCUCCACUUCCUCGUGUUCGACUGGCUGAACGCGACCUUCCCGCAUCCCAACAACCGGUUCGUCAACGGCGCCCAGGGGGGCGUCGGCGCGGGGUACUUUGCUUGGUGUUUCAAGGAGCACAUCCCCACCGACGUCGACCUCGUGCUCGUCGAGCUGGGGAUCAACGACCUCAACCACCUGCGCGUGAUUGCCAAGUACGAGCUGCUGGUGCGCAGCGUGCUCGAGCUCGACUCGGCGCCGGCCAUCAUCAACAUCGAAACCUUCACGACCCUCUUCCACGAGCUCAUCUCCUCGUCGGCACUCCACAACGACGUGCUGGCGUACUAUGACAUCCCGUCGCUGUCCAUCCGCGACGUCCUCCUCCCGCGCCUCAUGGCCGACCCCGAUGUCCAGAUGCCGCGCUGGUUCCGCACCGGCGGCGACGUCUCGCUCGGCGACGACAAGGUCCGCGAGUGGGGUGGCGUGCCGGUCGACCUGAUGCACAUCUCGGCCAAGGGACACGGCCUCGCCGCUGGCCUGAUAAUCAACUACCUCUCGACGCAGCUCGCGCUCGUCGCCCCGUCGACGCCCAAGGGCCUCUUUGGCCGGUUCAGCGCCGCGCGGCUCCGCAAGACGCUCGAACACGUCUACGAUAUCCCCGAUACAUGGCUCACGCAGUCGUUUGACCCGACCGAGCUGCCUGAGCGGCGCGCGCCCGUUUGCCGCUCGAUGAACUCGGCCAAACUGCACAACCGCGUCUCGGGCACGGACGACGUGCCAGAGAACGACCAGGUACGCGGGCUCGUCCUCCACCCGUCCUCGCACGGGUGGGAGCCGUGGGCGUGGAUGGAGAAGCAUUACCUCGUCGCGCGGAAACCCGGCGCGCUCGCCGUCUUCGACUUUGUCAUCUCCGCGCCGCUGCCCGCGACGCAUGACGACGACGACGACGAGGUCAUCGAGGAUCCCUUGGACGUGUACUCUGCCUUCGAGGGCACCGCGACCCGUGCCGCCUCGGUGCGCCGCGAGAUGCCGACCCGUCUCCGCCUCAAGGACCAGGUUGCGGCCCGGCAGGAGCAGCCCACGCGCCGCUCGUCGACCUUCCGCAAGGCGCACAACGAGGGCUCCAGCGACGGCGGUACGGUCGCCAUCGGGUUUCAACGCAGCGCAAACUACGGCCUCGGGUCGGUGCACUGCUGGGUCGACGAGGACCGCACAAAGGGACGCCGCCUCGACGGGUGGUGGGAGAUCAAGGAACGCAACAUGGGCAUCGUGACUGAAGUCGCGACUGGCUUACAGCCCGGCCGCCACCGCUUACAAUGCGAGCUGCUGGCCGACACGCUCGACCCGCUCAAACGGCACGAGUUUAGACUAUUCGCCAUCGUGCACAACUAGGACUGGACAUUGGGAUCUUGGACUCAUCAGGCUCGGCAUCAGAUUCGGCGCAUCAUUUGUACAGCAUCAUCAUAGAACUAUGCAGCAGUGUACAACUAG
Molecule: messenger RNA, 2090 nt
Organism: Vanrija pseudolonga
Lineage: Eukaryota; Fungi; Basidiomycota; Tremellomycetes; Trichosporonales; Trichosporonaceae
Exons: 5
Coding region: 195-1991 (598 amino acids)
Source: RefSeq, a predicted model, not a curated record